GACAAGAUGGAAGAGAACAGCAGCCGCAGGAGAACAAUGUUUUGGCAGUAAAAACUCAAAGGAACGAUUACUGGGGAAAAUAUAAACGCUAAAGAGUCGGUUGCGGUCAUGUAUUGGAUAUCCCCCUUUUAGUCCUUUUUCUAUUUUCUUCCCCUCCCCUCUCCUCUUUUCUUUCUCUUGAAUGAACGGACGUCCCGUCCUCCAGCAAUACGCCGCCACCACCACCACCACCAGCAGCUGCAACAAUCCCACCUCCACCGCCUUCACCUCCGCCACCAUGAGCCUCAUCCAGGACAAGCUGGGCAACGAGUUCCUGCGCAGUAACGGCGGCAUGGACCCCAACUUCCAGCCGGCCAGCAUGCUGAUGUUCAGCCACCUGCCGCCGGUUACCAGCUUCACGCGGCUGGCCUCGCAGUCGGUCAUGGGCGACCUGCAGCAGGAGAUGAUCCUCAAGAAGGAGCGCGACUCCCCCGACCACGGCGCCAGCGGAGGCUUCCUCCACGGCAUGGGCAUCAAGCAGGAGAAGCUGAGCGAGCUCGACUACCGCCUGCCGCUGUACGGCGCGUCGCAAUCGACCGGGCACCACAUCACGGUCGCCGGCGGAAACAACACGAUGGUACAGGGAGGCGGUGUCGGCGGGAAGGGGGCCGGCACUAUGGACAUGCUGGACAUGUCGCUGGGCAACCACCAGAACAUGCUUCUGCAUGACCUCAGCCUUAGCAACUUCUCGGGCAGAUUAGGGAAGGAGCCCAAGGAGGGCACGGGCCGGCGGGGCAAGAAGGCCAACGGAGAGGGAAACGAAGGCAAGGGCCGCAGGAAACGAGGGGACGCUGCAAAGUCACUGAUGCUGGAUGGAGAUGGGGGUCCCAUGUCCCCGAACUGCAAGCCUCACAUCUGCGAGCACUGCAACGCAGCCUUCCGCAGUUCCUACCACCUGCGCAGACACGUGCUCAUACACACAGGGGAGAGGCCCUUCAGGUGCAGUCAGUGCAACAUGAGCUUCAUCCAGAAGUACCUGCUGCAGAGACACGAGAAGAUCCACAGCGGAGAGAAGCCGUUUAGCUGUGAUCAGUGUAACAUGCGCUUCAUUCAGAAGUACCACAUGGAGAGACACAAGAGGACUCAUAGUGGAGAAAAGCCAUAUAAAUGUGACAACUGCCAACAGUAUUUCUCACGCACCGACCGAUUACUGAAGCACAAGCGCACCUGUGAAGAAGCCAUAAAGAAGGGCCUGGACCCAAGCAUGCUGGACCUCGGGGAAGACGACCUCGGCCAGGGCAGCUACCUCCUCACUCAGGGAAACCCCCCCGCCACCGCCCCCUCCGGAGGGCGCAAGCGAGGCCGAGGCAAGGGAGAGGGCGGCGGGGAGCGCCGCCGGAAGAAGGCGGCCUCAUCUUCCUCCUCCUCGCUUCACAUGCCCCGAGGCCUGGGCCUGCAGGACUACGGCGGCGGCCUCCCGUCCGCCUCGGGAGACGGCGACGCCGGGGGGCCCUCGUCGGGCGGCGGGGGCAACCACAUGGGCCGCACGCCCAAGCUGGUGUUCAAGAAGGCCGGCCGGAACAAGGGCGGCCUGGACAAGAGCCUCCUGUCGAUGGCCGACGACGCCGCCGCCGGAGGCUCCAACUCGGGCCUCCACAACCAGAAGCUCUCCGGCGGCGGCGGCGGGAUGGACGGCCUGGGCCUCAUGCAAGGCUCCGGGGGCCCCAAGCAGCCCGGCACCAGCAGCAACUACGACGACGCCAUGCAGUUCCUGAAGAAGCGGCGCUACCUGAACGCGGCCAACAGCGGGGGCGCCGGAGGCUCUGGGGUGGGCGUAGGAGUAGGUGUGGGCGGCGGCGGCGGCGGGAACCAGCAGAACGACUUUGGGCACCUCCCGCCGCCGCAGCAGACCAUCAUCCAGACCGGCCUGCCCGGCGAGCCCACGCUGGCGCUGCUGGACACCUCGCCGCUCAUCAGCGUCGACAAGCACGACAAGUCGGGCAUCCCCGACGAGGUGCUGCAGAGCCUGCUGGAUCACUACAGCCACAAGCCGGACGGCUCGCACCACCACCACCACCACAGCCACCACCACAACCCGCACCACCACCACCACCACCACGACGACGUGACCUUCGACCUCUCCGGCCACCACGUGGACCUGCAGCCGGCCGAGGUGGUGGGCCACGACGACGAGGGCUCGCCGGGCGGCUCGGGCGACAAGACGGUGGUGAUGAGCGAGUACUCCAAGUUCCUGCUGCAGACGCUGGAGCGCACCAGCCACAGCUCGGGCUUCCCGCUGGGGCCCUCGGCGCCCUUCCCCACCCUCCUGACCACCAGCAGCCCCUCGUCCUCCACCCUCUUCUCCGACAAGCACGUGUACGCCACCUCGCCGCUGGACUGCGGCUACACGCAGCCCGUCGGCUCGCCGCUGGGCCCGUCUUCCUCGUCCUCGUCUUCCGGCGGCGGCGGCGGCACCAAGUCCCACUACAGCAUGCUGGUGUCGGCGCCGUCGCCCAACAGCCACGGCUCGCAGGGCUCGUCGGGCGCCUCGCAGGGCGGGUACCACCUCAGCAGCCUGGAGCCGGCCAGCCACCAGCAGCUCACCCCGUCGCAGGAGCUGGACCAGCUGGAGAAGCAGCACUCGCCGCCCUUCCAGCUGACCUCCGACAUGGCCAACGGCGGGGCCGGGUCGGCGGGCGGUCCGAAGGACGGGAAGAACGGCGGCGGGAACGGUUCCGCGGGAGGUGGGAACUCGGACGGCGGAACCGGCGCCGGCACCAACGGCAACGCGGGGAACGGGCCGGUGUACCCGGACCUGGCGCCGCUGGAGCCCUCCAAGGAGGUGGACCUGCGUUCCACGUACCAGAUCGAGAACUUCGCCCAGGCCUUUGGCGCGCAGUUCAAGUCCGGCCGCGGGACCCCGCUGUCGGCGUACGGCGGCGGUGCUGACGACCACCGGUUGCCGCGGACUACCGUCUCGGAAUUCUCAGGGUAUACUAGUCUGUUGGCGGACGUCGGCGAGCCCGCUAGCUCAGGAUCCAAAACUCCCACGAGCCAAAGUUACAGGUAAAUAGGGUCGUCCAAGGAGGGGGGAGGGGACAGUGUCUUCCAACCUCAGUUGGAAACUUCAGAACAUUGGAAACCUAAUCGACCCCACUUCAACCCCCUCCCCCCCAAAUCCAUUUUAUAACAACCGUUAAACAAGACAGAAAGACUUACUACACUGCCAUUAAUUGUUAAUAUGAGACUCUACCAGGGAAGGUCUUCAAGACCUCAUGCAAUUUUUUCUAAAAAAGUACUCCUUUUUAAUAUGUAUUCAGUCUUUAUGUCUUUAUUUUAAGAAAAAACAGUGUAGUGUGUAUGAUAUUGUUUUUUUUUUUGUAGGUUUUAAAUGUAUUUUUUUUUUCUCUUCCUCGAUGAAAACUAGAGGGUAGCUAUGAACUGGCUUGUGUUCCUAAAAACCCCUGUGUGUUUUAGCAAUCAGGAUGCAUUUGUAAAAUAUUAAUGAUGAUGAUAAUGAUUACAGUAAUAAUGUGUCAGGGAGAGGCCCAGUGUUCAAAAGGCAAAAAACCCUAUGUAUUGUCUGUUACAAUAAUGAAAAGUAUUACUCAGGAAAAAAGCAGCAAACUAAGAGGUUAUUUUUUUCCUCAUUUUUUUUUUCUUCUUUCAUGACGAGGCAACUUUGACAGGUUUACUUGUAUAAGUACAUUGAAGCUUUUUUGUUUUUGUUUUUGUUUAUGCAUUUGAAAACUUCCUACAGGAAGGGAAGACUGUAGCCAAUCAUGAGUCUGUGCAUUCAGUCACUGACAGACCUUUUCCACUACUAGUGAUGUUAUGGAGAUUAUGGUACCUUUUUAUUUUUUCAAAGACAAACACACCCAUCUCUCUGUCUUUCUCUCUCUCUCUCUCUCUCUCUCUGCCUGUCUGUGUCUCUCUCUCU
Messenger RNA from Sardina pilchardus (European sardine), 3919 nucleotides. It is a transcript of the gene znf281b, whose product is annotated as zinc finger protein 281b. The record is from RefSeq and is a predicted model, not a curated record. NCBI's taxonomy places the organism in Eukaryota, Metazoa, Chordata, Actinopteri, Clupeiformes, Clupeidae. The transcript has 7 exons. Gene Ontology annotation, biological process: regulation of transcription by RNA polymerase II. Gene Ontology annotation, cellular component: nucleus. Bases 182 to 3049 code for a protein of 955 amino acids. Gene Ontology annotation, molecular function: DNA-binding transcription factor activity, RNA polymerase II-specific.